UUGUUCUCCUUCCACAUGGCCGCAGAAGAUCAGGACAAUGAUGCUCCGGUGUCUCCGCCGCAUAAGCGGAGGGCGAUACAACGACCGCGGAGUCCGUUAAGGGAGACGCCUGCCGCCGGGGCCGAGGACCGAGAUGGAUCGCCGGGGGGGAACGGCGGGUCGCCGAUCCCCUCUCCGGUGGAACAUCCAGUGAGACCGUGGGGUGAUACGGUGCGGCCCGCCGGCCUGAUAAUCGGUGAUUCGUUGGUGCGGCACGCCAGAUUUGCCGCUGAUGCAGAUAACUGGCGGGUGACGGUAUGGGUGCCGCCCGCUGACAUUGGCGAACACUGGGCCGGCUGCCUAAGCAGCGGAGCGUUGAUCGAAGUGGUUCGGACAUGGGCCAACACUAAGGAAGUGUACCCGGCAGCGGUGGCACUCUGGCUCGGGGGUAACGAUGUCUACCCGCCGGAUGGACGGCGCAGAACGAUGAGCAAAGAGCUGUGGUCUUCGGUGACGGCCCAGGUUGCGGAGGUGGCCGCUAUCGCACCCGUCACUCUGGUCGGUCCGACACCGCGGCCCUCGCGAGACAGGUUAGCUGAUGAUUACGAGAGGGAUCGGUGGGAAAACACGGCUGCCUUCGGCUUGGAACGGCAAAUGGUCCGCUGGGCCCGGAAGCGGAACGGCAACGUGUCGGUGGCGUGUGUGGGGAGAUGCCUCACCAAGCGCCGUAACCAUGGUGGAGAAUCACGGUACUUCCUAACGGAUGACGUGGCCACAGAGUACUUCCAGCCGGAUGGCAUCCACCUGACCGCGGCCGGGUAUCGGAGGAUAGCAACGCGACUGCCGCCGUGGAUGGUCCCGCGACCGUGAGGGGAGCUGUGACGCGGGGAAACCAGUGGGUAGGUGGUCGCCCGAGUUACCGUCAUGUGAAGUGUAGGCGCCUUCGUUGUCAAGGGGGAAUGGUGUCUGGGCUUCAUAGUAGCUGGGAGUAGCUGUCACCUGGUGGCAAGGGCUGACACGCGUCGUCGCGUUUUGGACGCCUGUGCAACCGUCACUCGCGUCGGUUCGCUCGCGGCAAGACUUGCUGGCUGUGAGCAGUGCGGACGCGGGACUGUGCGUCCUGUCGAUCUAUAUGUGGUGUGUCAGUAAUACAGAUGCACGUAAAGGA
This is a messenger RNA of Amphibalanus amphitrite, 1147 nucleotides long. RefSeq lists its product as uncharacterized. The transcript is spliced from 2 exons. NCBI's taxonomy places the organism in Eukaryota, Metazoa, Arthropoda, Thecostraca, Balanomorpha, Balanidae. The coding region runs from base 16 to 849 and encodes 277 amino acids. The record is from RefSeq and is a predicted model, not a curated record.